This is a messenger RNA of Parnassius mnemosyne (clouded apollo), 1050 nucleotides long. The record is from the annotation of a GenBank genome assembly. Lineage: Eukaryota; Metazoa; Arthropoda; Insecta; Lepidoptera; Papilionidae.
AUGCCCCCUAAAACAAGCUGUGAAUGGAUUACACCAUCUAAACCAUGGUCUCGAAUAAAUGUAGACUUUGCCGGACCUUUUCAAAAUAAGACAUUUCUGAUUGUCGUCGAUGCCUAUUCGAGAUGGCCUGAGGUAUUUAUUGUAAACAAUAUGACUUCUGGAACAGUUAUUCGACAUUUAAGGAAUAUGUUUGCAACACAUGGAUUGUGUGAAACUUUAGUUUCAGAUAAUGGAACAGCAUUUGUAUCGACAGAAAUGAAAAUAUUUCUUGAAGCGAACAAAAUUAAACACGUUACUACAGCACCUUAUCACCCGACUACUAAUGGUUUAGCUGAAAGGAUGGUCCAAACCAUUAAGGAUAAACUACGAAAGAUGGAUGAUAUCCCAUGGGAUAUCAAACUUCCUAACAUUUUACUAGGUUUACGUGUUACACCUUGUACAGCAACUAAAAAGAGUCCAGCGGAACUUUUAAUGAAUAGGCGCCUACGUACUUUGCUGGAUACACUACAUCCUGAUAAUCACCAGCAAAGAAAAAGAACACAACAAAUUAUUAGUAACGCUCAAAAAAUUAAUAGAGAAUCAGAGACGGGCCAGAAUGUUAUGUAUCGGAAUUAUGGUAAUGGGCCAAGAUGGUUACCAGGAACUAUAGUAAAUAGAAAUGGACCAUCUAGUUAUGAGAUUACUACAGAAGAUGGAUCUUUGAUAAAUAGACAUAUUGAUCAAUUAAUUAACAGAAGACAAUCUGAAAUGAGUGCGAUAACCCGGAGAGAGGAUGAAGAGAUGUCCAAGAAGGAAGAUAUCGCAGAUAAUAGUGAAAUAAUGGACAAUAACUUAGCAGAGGAAAUUACUGGCUAUAACUUAGAAAAAGAUAAGACAGAUAAUGAGGUAAGAGAAGAAAUUAUUGAAAUACCUAGUCAGGAGAAAUGGGCGGAAAUGUUAGGUAUACCAACUAAUAUGGAAGUUACUUAUUCUGGGGGAAAAAUUAGGAAUAAAAUGAAUGUUCAUUCUAAGUCACCAUAUGAGAGACCUAGUAAUAACUUUAUAGCUUAA